AUGAAGGCCACUAUUGCUACCUUGGCCGUUGCCCUCGGGGCCUCCACUGCCCUCGCUGGCUCUAUUACUCCGGUCACCGUCAAGGGAAAUGCUUUCUUCAAGGGAGAUGAGCGCUUUUACAUCCGUGGAGUUGAUUACCAGCCUGGCGGUUCCUCCAAAGUCGUCGAUCCUAUUGCCGAUGUUGAGACCUGCAAGCGAGACAUCAAGUACUUCAAGGAACUUGGCCUCAACACCAUCCGUAUUUACACCGUCGACAACACCAAGAACCAUGACGAGUGCAUGAAGCUCCUCGCCGAUGCUGGCAUCUACCUCGUCCUCGACGUCAACACCCCCAAGUACUCUCUCAACCGAGCUGAUCCCGAGAUCUCUUACAAUGCUGUCUAUCUCCAGAGCAUCUUUGCUACUGUCCAGAUGUUCGCCAAGUACGACAACACCUUGGCCUUUUUCUCUGGAAAUGAGGUCAUCAACGAUGGCAAGACUUCCACAGUUGCUCCUUUCGUCAAGGCCGUCACCCGUGACAUCCGUAAUUUCAUCAAGCAGCGCGGUCUCAGAAAGGUUCCAGUUGGCUACUCUGCUGCCGACAUCGACUCCAACCGCGAGCAAACUGCUCACUACAUGAACUGCGGCUCUGAUGAGGAGCGUAGCGACUUCUUCGCCUUCAACGACUACUCCUGGUGCUCUCCAUCUUCCUUCCAGACCUCUGGAUGGGACAAGAAGGUUGAGACAUUCUCCGACUACGGCAUUCCCAUCUUCUUGUCUGAGUAUGGAUGCAACCUCAACAAGCGUGACUUCAGCGAGGUCGAGUCUCUCUACUCCAAGGAGAUGACUGGCGUCUACUCUGGCGGUCUCGUCUACGAAUACUCCCAGGAGCCCAGCAACUACGGUCUUGUUGAGAUCAAGGGUAGCUCUGAUCCAUCCAAGCUCAAGGACUACAACGCCCUCAAGGAGGCAUUCAGCAAGGUCAAGAACCCCUCUGGUGACGGUGGUUACAACAAGAAGGGCGGUGCCAGCAAGUGCCCUGCCAAGAAGGCCCCCGUCUGGGAUGUUAACGGCGAGGAGAAACUCCCAACUCUCCCAACUGAUGCUCAGAAGUACAUGAAGGAUGGUGCUGGUGAUGGCCCAGGUCUCACCGGCUCCGGUAGUCAGUCCUCUGGAUCCAAGGCUGAAGGCCCCAACACCAGCGGUGACAGCAAUGGUGGUUCCUCUGGCUCAGGCAACAAUGGCAACCAUAGCGCCGCUGCUGGUCUUCAUGCCCCUGCUUCCCUUGCAGUUGUCGUCGCUAUCGGCCUGUCCACCCUCUUUGGUGCAUCCAUGAUCAUGAUCUAA
Messenger RNA from Nannizzia gypsea CBS 118893, 1326 nucleotides. Its product is annotated as 1,3-beta-glucanosyltransferase gel1. The transcript is spliced from 6 exons. Gene Ontology annotation, biological process: fungal-type cell wall (1->3)-beta-D-glucan biosynthetic process. The record is from RefSeq and is a predicted model, not a curated record. Lineage: Eukaryota; Fungi; Ascomycota; Eurotiomycetes; Onygenales; Arthrodermataceae. Gene Ontology annotation, molecular function: 1,3-beta-glucanosyltransferase activity. Gene Ontology annotation, cellular component: cytoplasm; fungal-type cell wall. Bases 1 to 1326 code for a protein of 441 amino acids.